Molecule: messenger RNA, 750 nt
Organism: Cetraspora pellucida
Lineage: Eukaryota; Fungi; Glomeromycota; Glomeromycetes; Diversisporales; Gigasporaceae
Source: the annotation of a GenBank genome assembly
AUGACAGAAGAUGAGUUGAAUUUGCCAGAAUGGAAAAAUCCUGUAUUUUUAGUCAGGAGAAAUGAUCUACAGAUUCAAAUAAACCUUGAAGCUACUAUAAAACAUGCUAAAUAUAAUAACCAACCGGUUUAUUAUAUUUGCACUAAAGAUACUUACAAGGAUAGAUCUCUCCAUGGUAAUAUAAGACAAAAAUUUCUCAGUGUAUCAGAUACAAAAUCAAAUACAUUAUGUGGUAUAUUACCAUUAUCAAUUGGAAUGAAACUAGCCUUAACCAUCAAUAUUUGCAUGCAUGAUGGUAUGGUAAAUAGAGCACAGGGCAUUCUUCGUAAAAUUGUAUAUGAUAGCACAUCUAUGAUUGUUGAGAAUACAGAUAUUGGUGAAGGAAAGAGUAUUAUUAUUGAUAGACCUCCUAAAUAUAUCGUACUUGAACUCCUAAACCAUACACCGGGUACAUAUGAUAGUCUUUCGCUGAAUCACAUUUCUAUAUAUCCAAUUAAACAAAAAUACAAAUAUGUACAUAAAAUAGAAAAUGGCACAAAUAUGACGAGAGAAUUUCAAAGAAUUCAAUUACCUGUAACUCCAGCUUUUGUGUUCACAGAAUUUAAGUGCCAAGGUGCUACAUUGGAAAAGGCAAUUAUUGACUUUAAUGAUAGUAAUAUAAAAUCAGAGCCUGAUCUUAAAAAAGAACUUGAACGUCUUGAAGAAUGUUUUAAAAGAACUGAACAAUUAAGUAAAUGGCCUACUAUCUAA